AUGGCUAGCAACCAACACAACACUCCUUACAUCUUCCCACAGACAAAAUCCACUGUCCUCCCUGACCCCUCCAACUUCUUCUCCUCAAACCUUGUCUCAUCUCCACUUCCCACAAACUCUUUCUUCCAAAACUUUGUCCUCAAAAAUGGUGACCAACCUGAAUACAUUCACCCCUACCUCAUCAAAUCCUCCAACUCUUCACUCUCUCUAUCAUACCCUUCUCGCACUUCCACUGCUACUAACAUAUACCAAGUCUUCAACCCUGAUCUCACCAUCUCCUCUAAGCAAAGUUCAUCUGGAAAACACACAAUCUCUUCCUUCAGUGAUCUCAGUGUCACUUUAGAAAUCCCUUCUUCAAACCUGACCUUUUUCCUCGUUAGGGGAAGCCCUUAUUUGACAGUCUCAGUAACUCAACCAACCCCUCUUUCCAUCACCACCAUCCAUUCCAUUGUCUCCUUGGAUUCCACAGAAUCAACUUCCUUUCACAAGUUCACCAUUAAGUUUAACAAUGCCCAAACAUGGCUCCUCUAUGCUUCCUCGCCAAUCAAGUUAACUCACACCACUUCUGAGAUCACUUCUGAGGCCUUCUCUGGCACAAUCCGCAUAGCCCUUCUCCCUAACUCUGAUCCACAAAGCGAGGCCAUUCUUGACCUGUGCAGUUUCACUUACCCUGUGUCAGGAAAUGCUGUGAUUAAAGAACCCUUUUGUGUGGAAUAUGAAUGGGAAACAAAAGGGUCUGGUGCAUUGCUACUACUAGCACAUCCUCUCCAUCUUCAGCUUCUCUCUUCUACAGACACUGAUGUUGCUGUUCUUGAUGACUUUAAGUACACAAGCAUAGAUGGGGAUCUUGUUGGUGUUUUGGGCAAGUCAUGGAUUCUGAAAACUGAUCCAGUUUCAGUGACAUGGCAUUCUUCAAGGGGUAUCAAAGAAGAAAACAAACAGGAAAUUGUUUCUGCGCUUGUGAAUGAUGUUGAGGCCCUAAAAAUGGAGACCACUGAAUCUUACUAUUAUGGAAAAUACAUUGCUAGGGCUGCAAGGCUGGCUCUGAUAGCCGAAGAGGUUUUCUUCUAUGAUGUGAUUCCAAAAGUUAGCAAGUUUCUGAAGGACACGGUUGAGUUAUGGUUGGAUGGAACUUUUAAGGUGAAUGGAUUCUUGCAUGAUAACAAAUGGGGUGGCAUUGUUACGUAUAAAGGAUCUGAUGAUGUUUCUGCAGAUUUUGGAUUUGGGAUUUACAAUGAUCACCAGUACCAUCUGGGGUACUUUCUUUAUGCCAUUGCAGUGCUUGCAAAGAUCGAUCCAGCAUGGGGGAGAAAGUACAAGAACAAAGCCUAUUCACUCAUGCAAGAUAUUAUGAACUUGGACACACAAUCAAACUCCAAUUACCCAAAACUGAGGUGCUUUGACCUUUACAAGUUGCACUCUUGGGCUGCAGGGUUAACAGAGUUUGCUGAUGGUAGGAAUCAUGAGAGUACCAGUCAAGCAGUGAAUGCAUACUAUUCUGCAGCAUUGAUGGGUAUGGCAUAUGGCGAUGUUCAGCUUGUUGCCCUAGGAUCAACCUUAACAGCACUGGAAAUCCUUGCAGCUCAAACAUGGUUUCAAGUGUCAGCGAAUGGGAGCAUGUACGAGGAUGUUUUUACAGAGGAGAACAGGAUGAUGGGCAUUCUGUGGGCCAAUAAAAGAGACACCGACCUAUGGUUCGCUUCUCACAAGUUGAGAGAGUAUAGGCUUGGCAUUCACCUCUUGCCCAUAGUUCCAAUCUCUGACCCACUUUUCUCAGAUGUUAACUAUGUCAUUGAACUUGUAAACUGGGCUUCCAUUGAUUUGAAUAGGGAAGGUGUUGAAGAUGCAUGGAAAGGCUUUGUUUAUGCACUUCAAGCGCUUUAUGAUAAAGAAGAGGCUUUGAAGAACGUGAAAGGGUUAAAGUCUUUUGAUAAUGGAAACUCUUUGACUAAUCUCUUGUGGUGGAUUCAUACCAGAGGUGACAAAGAGGAUGAUGAUAAUCAACAAGACAAAUUUGGCUGUUAGA
Messenger RNA from Vigna angularis (adzuki bean), 2026 nucleotides. RefSeq names its product probable endo-1,3(4)-beta-glucanase ARB_01444. NCBI's taxonomy places the organism in Eukaryota, Viridiplantae, Streptophyta, Magnoliopsida, Fabales, Fabaceae. Gene Ontology annotation, molecular function: endo-1,3(4)-beta-glucanase activity. The record is from RefSeq and is a predicted model, not a curated record. The transcript has 2 exons. The coding region runs from base 1 to 2025 and encodes 674 amino acids.